UGCUUGCUCACCGCGCCUCAUUCAUAUUUGGCUCCCUCUUUGAUCCUUCUCUCCUCCUUCCUCUCUCUCUCUCUCUCUCUCCCCUUCCCUUCUCUUUAUAUUCUCUACAUACACUCAAAGGACUCUUCAACCUGUAAACUACAUGGAGAUGGAGGUGUUGAUACCAAUUACAGAUUUCGACUUCAACAGCGGUAGAUCUUCACCGUGCUUGCUGACCGCUCCAUCGACUCCAAAACGCUUCGGUGAUUGCUUCUUCAGCGCUCCCACCUCCCCAACACGCCUCUCUCAGUUUUACCGUGACUUCGAUGACUUCUGUGUACAGAGCACUGAUUUUGAUUGGGAAGAAAAACCUGGUACGCCUAAAUCAAUCAAACCAUCAGAAGACAAUUUUGCAUUUGAUGUCAGUGAGGAAAUGGAGAAGAUGAUUGUCCCAGCUGAAGAACUCUUCCAUGGUGGCAAAAUUCGGCCAUUAACGCUUCCAACUCAACCUUGGAAGAGCUCAUCUAUGUCGCCAAGAUCACCAAUCUCACGUAUCCGUGGCGCUUUCUCACCCAGGAAGAAGAAAGAAUAUAACCCAUUUGAAUCUGCAAUCGGAAACACCAAUAGCAGCCAUAACAGAACAGGGCAUGAGAGAGGAAGAGAAAGGGUUGUUUCCUCAGAGUCACAGAGUACAAGCCACGGACGAACAAGAUCGCUAUCUCCCUACCGGGUUUCGAAGUACCCGUGGGAAGAACAAGAACAACAACAACAACAGCAACAGCUGCAACAAAACACAAAACAAUCUUCAAAUACCUCUUCUUCCACCCUGUCUUUCUCGUCUUCCAAAGGAAGUCACAGGAAAUGGAGAUUGAAGGACUUUUUCUUGUUCAGGAGCGCAUCAGAGGGGCGAGCAUCGGACAGAGAUCCACUCAGGAAAUACGCGGCUCUGUUCAAGAAACAUGAAGAUGCCAACAACUCUUCGAGCUUCAGAUCCAUGGAAGGAUCCACUACCAGAAGAAAGGGGACAGUUUCAGCUCAUGAGUUGCAUUACAAGGCCAACAGAGCAGUUUCAGAGGAUUUGAAGAAGAAGACAUUCUUGCCUUACAAGCAAGGUAUUCUGGGGCGUCUGGCGUUCAAUCCGACUGUCCAUGCACUUGCCAACGGUUUCGGAUUUUCUCGUAAAUGAAUCAUAUCAUACCAUAUUUGAGAUUCAAUUUAUUUUUGUGUGUGUCAAGAUAUAUAGUUUUGUUCCUAGAUGUGUGAAGUUUACUCAUUCAGUUGAUAUACCAAAUUUUAAGGUUUAUGUAUUGGAGUAGUGGAAAUCAAUGAAAAGUUUUUGCAAUUAUAUGCUUUCAUUGAUUUUUACAACCACAAUUGCUGUGUGAGUACAUCUUCAUGACUCUUUUUUCAUGAUCACUAGCAUUACUCCAACCGAAAUUCAGAUA
Messenger RNA from Camellia sinensis, 1424 nucleotides. Lineage: Eukaryota; Viridiplantae; Streptophyta; Magnoliopsida; Ericales; Theaceae. The record is from RefSeq and is a predicted model, not a curated record.